This is a messenger RNA of Gongylonema pulchrum, 255 nucleotides long. NCBI's taxonomy places the organism in Eukaryota, Metazoa, Nematoda, Chromadorea, Rhabditida, Gongylonematidae. The record is from the annotation of a GenBank genome assembly.
UUGGAUUUCACAGCGAAGGAUUCAUAUUUUGACCUGCUGAGGAAGGUGCUUGUUUGGUCUCAAGAAAAAGAAUUUUUGCGGAUGAAAAAGCCAUUCGACAAGUUCGAGUUCGAAGUUAGUCCAGCCGUUGUCAACGCCUUUUACUCGCCGGAGAAGAAUGCCUUGACAUUCCCAGCCGGAAUUCUCAAGCCGCCUUUCUUCAGUGGCUCAUAUCCGAAGUCAGUUCUUUGUUUUAUCAGAAAUUUUAAUCAAAAA